AUGUACUACAACAACCGCUCCCUAUACAACGCCGCGGAGUCCGAAGAAACGGAGAGGCGCAGGGACGAUGAUGACCACUUCCCAGGCACCAUAACCAUCCGACCUGGCGAAUACAACUCAGGCACGGGAUUGGUCAUCCCCGAAAAGUUCACUCUGCUCAAUCCCUCCAUCAGACCACAGGACCUCUUCCCGCCGGGUCGACGAGUUGAUACCUCCCCGCCCGUCCGCCGGUUCAUCUCGCGGUUGAACCCGAAUGAGAUGCUCAUCUAUACGGACGGCGCCUGCCUGGGCAACGGCGAGGCGAAUCCCAGGGCAGGCUGCGGCGUGGUCUUCAGAGAAGAGCGGUCGGGACGAACGAGCAACCGGGCCGAGUUGCGGGCUGUGAUUGCCGCGCUGCAGUUCCGCUUUUGGGCCGGCGAGGGGUGGACGAAAGUUGUCAUCGCGACGGAUUCGGAAUAUCUCGUUGAGGGGGCUACUUCGUGGAUUAAGGGCUGGAUACGGAACGGGUGGCGAACUAGUACUGGGAGGCCGGUCAAGAAGAAGGAUCUGUGGAAGUGCUUGUUGGGAUGGUGUGAGGAUGCGGCUACUACUCGGACGAAGACGAAGCUUGAGUUCUGGCGGAUCCCGCGCGAGUGGAAUGCCGAAGCAGAUGGAUGGGCUAAACUUGCUGCUGAUAAGGAUGUGAGGCCGACGAGCUUUAUGAAGCCAACGGCUUAUUUGAUUUAG
Aspergillus lentulus is the source of this 726-nucleotide messenger RNA. Its product is annotated as ribonuclease H. Gene Ontology annotation, biological process: DNA replication, removal of RNA primer. NCBI's taxonomy places the organism in Eukaryota, Fungi, Ascomycota, Eurotiomycetes, Eurotiales, Aspergillaceae. The record is from RefSeq and is a predicted model, not a curated record. Gene Ontology annotation, molecular function: RNA-DNA hybrid ribonuclease activity; nucleic acid binding.